This is a messenger RNA of Fusarium pseudograminearum CS3096, 705 nucleotides long. RefSeq lists its product as uncharacterized. Gene Ontology annotation, molecular function: GTPase activity; GTP binding. NCBI's taxonomy places the organism in Eukaryota, Fungi, Ascomycota, Sordariomycetes, Hypocreales, Nectriaceae. The transcript is spliced from 3 exons. The record is from RefSeq and is a predicted model, not a curated record. The coding region runs from base 1 to 705 and encodes 234 amino acids.
AUGGCCGAUUCCACCAACGCCCCCAAGCCAAGCAGUAGCGUCAAGCUGGUGCUUCUUGGUGAAGCUGCUGUCGGAAAGUCGUCUCUCGUAUUGCGCUUCGUUAACAACGACUUCCAAGAAAACAAGGAGCCCACUAUUGGUGCCGCCUUCUUGACUCAGAAAUGCAAUCUCCCAACAAGGACCAUCAAGUUUGAGAUUUGGGAUACUGCCGGCCAAGAACGUUUUGCCUCGCUGGCUCCUAUGUACUAUCGAAACGCCCAGGCCGCCCUCGUCGUCUACGAUCUCACCAAGCCCACAUCCCUCAUCAAAGCCAAGCACUGGGUUGCUGAGCUGCAACGACAGGCUUCUCCCGGUAUCGUUAUCGCACUGGUAGGUAACAAGCUGGAUCUUACAGGCGACUCGUCCAGUGCCGCAGGUGCGGAUGGGGAGGAGGGCGACGACUCUGGCGAUGCCCGCAAAGUUCCCACGGAAGAGGCUCAGGCAUACGCGGAGGAGGAGAGCUUACUGUUCUUCGAGACCAGUGCCAAGAGCGGACAUAAUGUUACCGAGGUGUUUACUGCCAUCGCAAACGCUAUACCUGAGACGUCGCUGAAGAGUGCGAGGGGAGCUAAUGCAUCAAAUGCUGCCAGCCGGGGAGGUGAGGAGCAAAGAGUGAAUCUUGGAGGUCCCAAGGAUGCCGGCGCCAAGGAUAGUUGCGCUUGCUAG